UUUUUUUUUGACGUUUAUCAAAACUUUUUUUGAAUUAAAAAAUUUCAAAAGCAAAUUCUUUUCUACAAUUAAGUUAUUGAUAUCGUAAAUAGGUUCAAUGAACCCUGGGGCAAAAUUUCAUCAGGUAAUUAGAAGCACAUUAUGUCGUCUUUUUCUUAUAAAUAGUCCGAUUACUUGAGAUAGAUUUCAAGUGUGAGAAACGUAGUGGGCGUCACCGCAGCGUCGUCUUAGGUUUUUUUAGCAUUGCGUGACUAGUCGUCGUAGUGUUAAGUUGUAUACAACGAUCGAUUUUGUUUUUUAAUUCACGAAAAGAAAACUUAAUAACUCACCUUUCUUUUCUUUUCUAUUGUAAGAAAAAAUUUCACUUUUCCAAUUUCCGAACAAAUUGUGUGCUUUCAUCUUAUUCUUCAGUGUUGUCAAACGAGAAUAACAAAAAUCAAGAAAUCAAAAUGUCACAACAACAAUACUAUCCAUUCAAGUGCACCCCAACGGUUUAUCCCGCCGAGCCAUUCAAUGCAAAUGCUGAUGCAGAAACAUUGAGAAAGGCAAUGAAAGCUUUUCACACUGACGAAAAGGCCAUCAUCGAUGUUUUGACCCAUCGUGGUAUCGUUCAACGUCUUGAGAUUGCCGAGGCAUUCAAAACUCUCAACGGCAAAGAUUUGAUAUCCGAAUUGAAAAGUGCUCUCAGCGGCAAAUUGGAGAGUGUGAUUGUCGCCCUUAUGACGCCAUUGCCACAUUAUUAUGCACAAGAAUUGCACGAUGCUGUCGCUGGACUUGGUACCGAUGAGGAAGCAAUUGUUGAAAUUCUCUGCACCCUCAGUAAUUAUGGAAUUCGCACCAUUGCUACAUUCUACGAAAAUCUUUACGGAAGAACUUUGGAACAUGACUUGAAAGGCGAUACUUCUGGACAUUUUAAACGUCUCUUGGUUUCAUUGUGUCAAGCAAAUCGUGAUGAAAAUCAAACCGUUGAUCACAAUCAAGCCGUUGAAGAUGCACAAGCUCUCUUUGAUGCCGGAGAAAAACAAUGGGGUACCGAUGAAUCGAAAUUCAAUCAAAUUUUGGUGACACGUAGCUAUCAACAACUACGUCAAACAUUUUUGGAAUAUGACAAACUCGCUGGACAUGAUAUCACGGUAGCAAUCAGUAAAGAAUUCUCCGGCUCUAUUGAGAAAGGUCUUCUUGGAAUUGUGAAAUGCGUCAAGAGUAAAAUUGCUUUCUUCGCUGAAAGACUUUAUGCAAGUAUGCACGGUCUUGGAACCAAGGAUCGUACUUUAAUUCGAAUUAUUGUUUCUCGAAGUGAAAUUGAUCUUGGUGAUAUUAAAAAGGCGUUUAACACCGUUUAUGGAAAAGAUUUGGAGUCCUACAUUACCGGUGAUACAUCGGGUGAUUACAGGAGAGCUCUUCUCAGUCUCGUAAAAGAUUCACCAUAAGAUGUCGAAAAAAGAAGAAAACAAAUUUUUACAAUUUUUCUACGUGUCGCUCGCUUUGUUGGUGCACUGCCUAAAAAAAAUCAAAUGAAUCUCUUAUCGUCUUAUGACAUUUAUACACAAAUUUUUUUGAAAAGCUUCAAUGCUUUUAAUUAAUCAACUUGAAUAAUUUUGAAAAGUUGAACGAGUAAGCGACCAGAAUCAACGAAAAAUUUAAUUUAAUACAUAUCUGUAAAUUUUUGUUCUUUUUUUUUGUGUGUGAGAGGGUAAAAGACAAGGCAUUUAUUUUUUUUUCAUUUUUUUAAGGUAACAGUUUAAUAAUGAAAUCAAAAUUUGGCUAUUUAUCCUCUAUUUUUUUUUUAGUCAAUCAAGUAGAAACAGAUUUUUGUCUUAGUUAUUUUCAAAUUAUUAUUUUUUAUUUAAUUAGAAAAGAUGUUUCUUUAUUCGAGCAAAUUGUAAAAAAAAAAUGUUAAAAGAAUUAUUUUGUUCUUUAUAGAAGUUUAAUUAUUGACAAAUUAUUAAUUUUUUUUCUUAUUGACAAAUCAUUGUUAUUUGAUGAGGCAUUGUCAUAUAUUAUAUUUAUAUAUAUAAAAUUGUUACUAUUGGAAAAUCUGGUGCUUGAAAAACAAAAAAAAAGAAAUUGUCUUUUGCUAUAAGAUAAAAAAAAGAGGCUUCAAUUUUUUUUUCUAAUGUUGCCUUAUACACAUAUAUUUGUAUAUAAAUAUAAUACAUUAUAUAUUAUAUAUAUAUAUAUAUUCAUAUUUUUUUAUGCAAUUUUGCUAUUGUCACUGUUUCAAGAUUAUACGUCUCUAUUUUCUACAGAAAAAAAAAAAAUUAUAUUAUUUAUUGACAAUUGGUUGUUUCUCAUUUGAAACUCCAUACAAAGCAAUGUUCACGCGUCAGUGUUGAAAAUUUUAAAUGCAAAAAUAAAGAAAUUAACAUUAA
Molecule: messenger RNA, 2372 nt
Organism: Leptopilina boulardi
Lineage: Eukaryota; Metazoa; Arthropoda; Insecta; Hymenoptera; Figitidae
Product: annexin B9
Exons: 6
Coding region: 450-1430 (326 amino acids)
Cellular component (GO): cytoplasm
Molecular function (GO): calcium-dependent phospholipid binding; calcium ion binding
Source: RefSeq, a predicted model, not a curated record